CGCUCCCGCUGUCAGCGAGCCGAAAGGAAAAGGAAGUGAAGAAGUGAACUUAGUUACCCGGCAGGUUGCUGUGUGUGGACCGAGAUGGCUGGUUCGGAAAUGACCGCUUUGCGGUCUGGUGUCGUCCAGGCGGUGACUGACUGACAGAUGCCUUCAUCAUGAUGCGGAGCUGCAGCGCCCUGGUCGUCGCCCUCCUGCUGUCCCAGGCCAGAGGCUUCCUGAGCCCCUCCGAGGACGGCGGCGGCGGCGUCCCCGAGGAGUGGAUGCUGCUCCACGUGGUCCAGGGCCACAUCGGGGCCGGAAACUACAGCUACCUGCGCCUCAACCACGACGGCAGGAUCAUCCUGCACAUGCAGAGCCUGAAGGGGGACGCGGACCUCUACGUGUCGGACAAGACCCUGCGGCCGAGCUUCGACACCUACAAGCUGCAGUCGGUCACCUGCGGCCGCGACGUGGUGACGGUGCCGGGGGACUUCGCCCGGCCCGUGGGCAUCGGCAUUUACGGCCACCCGUCUCACAAGGAGAGCGAGUUUGAGAUGCGCGUGUUCUACGAUCAGACGGUCGCCCCCGAGCCGUUCGACAAGGACUCGGAGGACGAACACAAGAAGAGGAAAUCCCCUCAGGCCGCAGAGGAGGACUUCCAGGAGGAGGAGUCCAUCUUUUGGACAAUUCUAAUCGGACUUUUGAAGAUUGUACUAGAGAUUUUGUUUUGAACAUUUUGUUUUCCUUCGUUGUUUUUUUUGUGCUCGGUCAGCAUCGAUUCUUUCUGUAGAGGUGAGAAAAUGUGGCACAAAAAAAAAACUAAUAAUCAUUUUCUUGUGAUCAAACAUGCAUAAUGGUUAAAAAAACCCAGUAGAAACCAGUUGUGGGUGGACGAUCCGCUGAAUUCGCCAGUUGAAGAGCGACUGCGUUACAUUUAAUCUCAUUUAGCUGACGCUUGUAUCCAAAGCGACUUACAAUCACACACCGUAGAACAGCUGCAGGGUUAAGUGUCUAGGGCUAGCAGAGCCGGGGAUCGAAUCGCCGACCCUGUGAUUGAAAGACGGACCGCUCACCCUUCUGACCCACAUGUGUGUUUGGUGACGAGCCGGUCGGACGCGGCAGUGUUUGGCUUCUGGUGUCGUACAGCCACACGGAAUGAAGAAGAAAUGUUGAAUCACGGCCUUAAUUUGGGCCUUUUGUGAUUUUUUUUAUUUUUUUUUUUAUUAAAAAUUAAAUCUUAAUCAGACUGCAGUUCAACCAAAAUGGAAAGAGGGGAAUAUUUCUAAAUACACGAGUGCGAGUUCCUGGUUCCUUUCAUGGUUCCUCCGGUUCCAGACUUUUUAAAUCUCAUUUUGAAAACCACGUCAAUCCCGAUUAACUAAAAGUCCAGAGUUCUUUUAUUUUAACCUUCAGUGAAUUGAAACUUUUAUAUCUUUCAAGCGUAAAUGAACUUAACAGCAGGAACAUCUCUACGCACACGUUGUGUCUCCGUGGACUUUCAACUCCAAAACCUCGAUCUUCAAAAUCAAAGUCGGGCUCGAAACAGAGGCGACUGACCUUUUGACCUUUUGACCUCUCGGCCUGCGAAUGGACCGAGAACCGCCUGUCUUAACUCGUGUUUUUUAAAUCGUAAGAACCACAAACAACUCAGCAAUACAGUCACCGUUGACCGUUUGUGAGAUGAAACACGAGGUUUCCUACAGGACGGGUUUACGGGAGAGAGAAAGUUUAAUCUUUUUAUUGGACUUAAGGUUGUAAAGUUGAUUGAUUCUCAAUUCACUGUUUUCAUUCUGUUUACUUUUAGUUUAGACUCCAAAUGUGAACGUGUGCCAACCCGUUGAAGAUUAGUAGCAGCGUUUCGUUUGGGUUUUGAUCGCUCACUGUUUUUCUAAUUAUUGUAAUUAAUUUGUUUUUUUGUUGCCUGUUGGACAAGCUCCUGAUUUAACAAAAAAAAAACAUCACCUCCUGUUGUUUCGGGGGAGUUUCAGUUACGAGGAAACUCGCUACCGCUGAGCAGAAAUGUUCAACAGUGCCUUCGAGAGAUCCGUUCUCCUGUUUCCAGAGACGAUGCAUUCAGGUUCAUAAAUAAAGCAGUGGUUUUUUCGCAAGACUGUUUAAAAGAAAAUACAAAUUUUCUGUCUUUUG
Molecule: messenger RNA, 2127 nt
Organism: Cyclopterus lumpus (lumpfish)
Lineage: Eukaryota; Metazoa; Chordata; Actinopteri; Perciformes; Cyclopteridae
Gene: c1h6orf120
Product: chromosome 1 C6orf120 homolog
Exons: 2
Coding region: 159-713 (184 amino acids)
Source: RefSeq, a predicted model, not a curated record